Messenger RNA from Brassica oleracea var. oleracea, 1138 nucleotides. Its product is annotated as mitogen-activated protein kinase kinase 2-like. Lineage: Eukaryota; Viridiplantae; Streptophyta; Magnoliopsida; Brassicales; Brassicaceae. Gene Ontology annotation, molecular function: ATP binding; protein kinase activity. The coding region runs from base 85 to 954 and encodes 289 amino acids. The record is from RefSeq and is a predicted model, not a curated record. Gene Ontology annotation, biological process: protein phosphorylation. The transcript has a single exon.
AUCAUCAUUCGCCGCAUGCAUUAGGUUUAGUUCUCAACGUCCUCGAGUAUAUUAAAGCAUAUAAGUCUUGUUGUUGUUCCAAAGAUGCCAACAAAACCAGAGUUCGUCAAGUUCUUGUCUAAAGGCACGUACGGAUCAGUCGACCUCGUCAAAUACAUAAGAAGCGAUGACUCGUCACCGCUCUACGCCGCCGUGAAAACCACCGACUGCGAAAACUUGUACUAUCUCCAAAGAGAAGCUCUGAUUCUAUCGAAGCUCAAAGGAUGUAGAAGCAUCGUACAAUGCUAUAACAACUACGGCUUAGAAGAGGACUUAGACGACAACGGGUGGAGAAUCUUCAAGAUGGUUAUGGAGUAUGCACCUGAAGGGAGUUUAGCUACUUUCAUAAACAGUAACAAAGAUAGCAAGUUGCCUGAAACGAUGAUUAAGGACUUCACACGUAUGCUUCUUCGAGGGUUGGUCUCUGUUCAUAACCUAGGUUAUGUUCAUUGUGAUCUCAAACCAGAGAACCUCCUUAUCUUCCCGUGUGGACAGUCUUACGAGCUGAAGAUAUCUGAUUUUGGGUCUUCUACCGAAGUAGGAGAGGUUGCUGAUACUUGGGAGUCAAACCCUCCGUUUGUAGGAUCGCCUAUCUACAUGUCGCCAGAGUCGGUUUAUAACGGUGUGGCCGAGAAAGCCUUAGAUUUGUGGUCGGUAGGUUGCAUAGUUUUGGAGAUGUAUGCCGGUGAGCCAUGGCGGGAGGUUGAGUUUAAUGAUCUUGCGUCUGUUUUGUUGAGUGGAGAAGCGCCUGAGAUCCCAGAGAGUGUGCCGUCGGAUGCAAGGGAUUUUAUAGAAACGUGUUUCGCAAGAAACCCUGAGAGUAGAGGAAGUGCUUUGGGUUUGCUAUUACAUCGGUUCUUGUCUGAAGACGACAUGUAUGGUCUCAGGCGUCUUUUUACUGCCUUUGAUGGUUGAAGGUCUCGAUUGAUUUUUUAUUUACAUUUAUGUUUAUAUGAUCAGAGUGCAUAUAUGCAAAAUGUUUGUUAAUCUUUAGUGUCCACUAUUUUCAAACCAAUUUUAAUGUUUUUUUUUGUCAACCAUCCACUCUUAUCAAUUCAAGUUUUGGUCUAUGGUAACGAUGUUCCUCCAUUUAAAUGUU